Molecule: messenger RNA, 921 nt
Organism: Colletotrichum aenigma
Lineage: Eukaryota; Fungi; Ascomycota; Sordariomycetes; Glomerellales; Glomerellaceae
Product: LysM domain-containing protein
Exons: 3
Coding region: 1-921 (306 amino acids)
Source: RefSeq, a predicted model, not a curated record
AUGCCUCGUCUGUCAGUCCUCGCCGCCGUUGGCCUUCUUGUCGCCCAAGGCACCGCCAUCAGUGUGAAGCGCGUCGACAAACUGGCUCCCCGCCGUUUCGAUAGCUCGGUGCCCUUCUACGACCACGACUCCAACACACCCAGCGACUGCACUCUGUGGUGGAACUCUGAUGACGGCCUCAGCUGCGACACGGUCCUGAUCAUUGCGGGGAUCUCUGCUGCACAACUGACAGCACUGAAUCCGUCCGUCAAGACGUGCGAGGACUGGAAGCGGACUACUCGCAUGGUAGACAACUGCAACCGCUUCUACAAGGUGGUGGCCGACGACACCUGCACCACCAUCGCUUCCAAGAACGGCGUCACCAUCGCUCAGCUCGUAGCCUGGAAUACGCAAAUCGGUGGCGCUGCCUGCACUGGAAUCUGGGCUGAAUACUACGUCUGCACCGGCAUCAUCGGCGGAUCGCCCACCCAGCCCUCUCCAACAGCCACGCCCAACCCCACGCCGCAGCCCAUCCAGGACGGCAUGGUUGACAACUGCAACCGUUGGCAUCUCGUCAAGGCGGGCGAUACUUGCAGUACCAUUGCCUCGUCCGUGGGUGUUACCGUUGCUCAGCUUGCGGCUUGGAAUAAGGGCAUUGGCGGCACCGCUUGUACUGGUAUGUGGGCAGGUUACUAUCUCUGCACCGGCGUUUCUGGUGGCUCAGGUACGACGCCGCCUCCGGCCAACACCACGCCUCAGCCUAUUCAAGACGGCAUGGUUUCCAACUGCAAGAAGUUCCAUUUCGUCCAGAGCGGCCAGAAUUGUGACUCCAUCUCGAAGCAGUAUGGAAUCACCGUUGCCAACUUCAUCAAGUGGAACCCCGCUGCUGGGGCUAGCUGCACCGGUCUAUGGGCCAAUACCUACGCUUGUGUGGGCCUUUGA